Sordaria macrospora k-hell is the source of this 1278-nucleotide messenger RNA. RefSeq lists its product as uncharacterized. Gene Ontology annotation, biological process: protein refolding. The record is from RefSeq and is a predicted model, not a curated record. Gene Ontology annotation, molecular function: Hsp70 protein binding. Gene Ontology annotation, cellular component: cytoplasm. Lineage: Eukaryota; Fungi; Ascomycota; Sordariomycetes; Sordariales; Sordariaceae.
AUGUGGUUCAAGAAGGGAGCCUUGUUGGCUCUCUUAACACUUGCGCAGUUUGCGCUCGGUAUCGAGGAUUACUACAAGGUUCUCGGCAUCAACAAGCAAGCCUCGGACAAGCAGAUCAAGUCGGCCUACCGCCAAUUGUCCAAGAAAUAUCACCCCGACAAGAACCCAGGCGACUCAACAGCCCACGACAAGUUCGUCGAAGUAUCCGAAGCCUACGAGGCCCUCAUCGAUCCCGAAUCCCGCAAGAUCUACGACCAGUACGGUCACGAAGGCCUCAAGCAGCGUCAGCAAGGCGGUGGCCAACAACACCACGACCCGUUCGAUCUCUUCUCUCGCUUCUUCGGCGGCGGUGGCCACUUCGGCAACCAGCCCGGCCAGCGACGCGGCCCCAACGUCGAGCUCAAGGUCGGCAUCUCCCUCAGCGACUUCUACAACGGGCGCACGACCGAGUUCCAAUGGGACAAGCAACAGAUUUGCGAGGAGUGCGAGGGCACGGGAGCGGCGGAUAAGCACGUCGAUACCUGCGACGUCUGUGGUGGACACGGUGUUCGGAUCGUCAGACACCAGCUGGCGCCGGGCAUGAUUCAACAGAUGCAGGUGCAAUGCGACAAGUGCGGCGGAAGGGGCAAGAGCAUAAGGCAUAAGUGCCCCGUUUGCCAAGGCAAGAGGGUGUUGCGGAAGAUGGCGACGGUGGGACUGAACGUUGAGCGUGGUAUGGCCGAAGGGUCAAGGAUCGUAUACGAGAACGAGGCGGACGAGAGCCCGGAUUACGUUGCUGGCGACCUGAUCGUUACGGUCGUGGAGAAGGAGCCAAGUGUGAACCCUGAGGAAGACAACCCGGAUCAUCUCGAUGGCAUCUUCUUUAGGAGGAAGGGCGACGAUUUGUUCUGGAAAGAGAUCAUCAGCCUCAGGGAGGCGUGGAUGGGCGACUGGACAAGAAACAUUACACAUCUGGAUGGACAUGUGGUUAGGCUUGGAAGGCAACGCGGCGAGGUGGUGCAGCCAGGUCACGUCGAUACGAUACCAGGAGAAGGCAUGCCCAAAUGGCACGAAGAUGGUGACAGCGUUUACCACAAGACGGAGUACGGAAAUCUCUACGUCGAGUAUACAGUGGUGUUGCCAGACCAAAUGGAAAGCGGCAUGGAAAAGGAGUUUUGGGCGUUAUGGGAAAAGUGGAGGGGAAAGAUUGGAGUUGAUCUACACAAGGACAGCGGGAGGCCUGAACAGCCAGUGAUCCAUGAUCAUGAUCAUGAGGGACACGAGCAUGAGGAGUUAUAG